AAUCACUCAGCGGCGUCAUCCGGGCUCCAGCGCCGUGGGAUUCCCAGCGCCUCCACUGCUGGUCCGUCGGCCCGAUCAACUCGUCGCGUGGGCCGGCCGUUCCCUGAGAGUCUGAGCGCUCGCCGCAUCCCCUUCCGAGCUUCUAUUGGCCGUGGCAGACGUCCGUCUACCGCUAUCUCCGCCCCAAUACGGAAGCGGCCUAGUCCUCCGGCUCCGACAGCUGGGUGUCCAGGCCAUGGGGCAGCCCUGGACGGCUGGGAGCGCGGACGGGGCACCCGCGCAGCUGCCUCUCGUGCUCACCGCGCUGUGGGCCGCGGCCGUGGGCCUGGAGCUGGCUUACGUGCUGGUGCUCGGUCCCGGGCCGCCGCCGCUGGGACCCCUGGCCCAGGCCUUGCAGCUGGCGCUGGCCGCCUUCCAGCUGCUCAACCUGCUGGGCAACGUGGGGCUCUUCCUGCGCUCGGAUCCCAGCAUCCGGGGUGUGAUGCUGGCCGGCCGCGGUCUGGGCCAGGGCUGGGCUUACUGCUACCAGUGCCAAAGCCAGGUGCCGCCACGCAGCGGACACUGCUCUGCCUGCCGCGUCUGCAUCCUGCGUCGGGACCACCACUGCCGCCUGCUGGGCCGCUGCGUGGGCUUCGGCAACUACCGGCCCUUCCUGUGCCUGCUGCUUCAUGCCACCGGCGUCCUGCUCCACGUCUCUGUGCUGCUGGGCCCUGCACUGUCGGCCCUGCUGCGAGCCCACACGCCCCUCCACAUGGCUGCCCUCCUCCUGCUUCCCUGGCUCAUGUUGCUCACAGGCAGAGUGUCUCUGGCACAGUUUGCCUUGGCCUUCGUGACGGACACGUGCGUGGCGGGUGCACUGCUGUGCGGGGCUGGGCUGCUCUUCCAUGGGAUGCUGCUGCUGCGGGGCCAGACCACAUGGGAGUGGGCUCGGGGCCAGCACUCCUAUGACCUGGGUCCCUGCCACAACCUGCAGGCAGCCCUGGGGCCCCGCUGGGCCCUCAUCUGGCUCUGGCCCUUCCUGGCCUCCCCAUUGCCUGGGGAUGGGAUCACCUUCCCGACCACGGCAGAUGUGGGACACACAGCCUCCUGACUCCAGGAAGAGCCAGAGCUGUACAAGGAGGAAGUGGUGAGAGGGGGGCCCCCACCCCUAGACUCAGUAAGGAAGUCGGGUUGGACCUUAACAUCUGCACUGGACAACUCCACCCCUUCCUUGGCCUUGCCCCUGCCCGCCUACACUCCAGGGCUUGGGCCGUGACUUAGGCAGAGGAGUGCAGAAGAGGGUCUGGCAGGGGCUGCUCAGGCUGCCUAGCUGCCCCUUUGCCAGGUUAAUAAAGCACUGACUUGCUUCUCAGCCUCCCUCCAUCUUUGCACAGUUUCUGGCCCCUCACUUUGUUGCUGGGGCUGUUUCUGGGACCCUCUGUAGGGCCUGGAAACCGCAGGAUGCCUGAGGGUCUCAGGGGCUGGGGCUCUACCUCCCCUGGCCUGGGUGACUUGGGGGUGGGGCACCAGCAGGCCAAGGCAGUGUGGUACUGAUCCAGGCUAUAAGAAUCCAAACAUUCUUUCCCAGGUUUGGCAUUUUAUAGUUAGAAGCAUUUCUGCAACCGCAGUUUCAUGGAACCUCUCUUAGCUAACCUGGUCCAUGGGGCAGCAGUUACGCUCUGAGAAUCCAUGUGGUAAGAUCAUGGUGUGGCACAUGGAGGCAGGGUUCCAACCCAGGUCUUUGUGCUUUUGCCUUUACCCUUGCACAGCUGGAGGAAAUGAGUAGGAAAGAAAUCAACGUAAAGAAAUGCGCUGGGGCUGUUUGGGCACCUGUGGAGGGUGGUGCUGAGAGGGCUAGGCCUGCACCUCUCUGGACUCCGCAAGAGCUGCUUGUUAAAUGUUUCUGUGUAAAUAGAGUGAAUAGAGACCGCCAUUUCCACAUGGCAGGCCUAAACACA
Pongo pygmaeus (Bornean orangutan) is the source of this 1937-nucleotide messenger RNA. It is a transcript of the gene ZDHHC24, whose product is annotated as zDHHC palmitoyltransferase 24. The transcript is spliced from 3 exons. Gene Ontology annotation, cellular component: endoplasmic reticulum; Golgi apparatus. Gene Ontology annotation, molecular function: protein-cysteine S-palmitoyltransferase activity. Lineage: Eukaryota; Metazoa; Chordata; Mammalia; Primates; Hominidae. Gene Ontology annotation, biological process: protein targeting to membrane; peptidyl-L-cysteine S-palmitoylation. The record is from RefSeq and is a predicted model, not a curated record. Bases 236 to 1090 code for a protein of 284 amino acids.